Galeopterus variegatus (Sunda flying lemur) is the source of this 1059-nucleotide messenger RNA. RefSeq names its product olfactory receptor 2C1. The record is from RefSeq and is a predicted model, not a curated record. Lineage: Eukaryota; Metazoa; Chordata; Mammalia; Dermoptera; Cynocephalidae. Gene Ontology annotation, cellular component: membrane. Gene Ontology annotation, biological process: G protein-coupled receptor signaling pathway. Gene Ontology annotation, molecular function: olfactory receptor activity.
AUGGAGGGAGCCAACAGCUCCUUGGAGGGCUUCAUUCUGAUGGGCGUAUCUGACCAUCCCCAGCUGGAGAUGUUCUUUUUCGCAGUCAUCCUCUUCUUGUACUUGCUGGCCCUCCUUAGGAACUCAACCAUCAUUCUGCUUUCCCACCUGGAUGCCCGGCUCCACACGCCCAUGUAUUUCUUCCUCAGCAACCGCUCUUCCCUGGACCAUGCCUUCACCACAAGCUCAGUCCCCCAAAUGCUGAUCAAUUUAUGGGGACCAGACAAGACCGUCAGCUAUGGUGGCUGUGUGACUCAACUCUAUGUUUUUCUUUGGCUAGGGGCUACUGAGGGCAUCCCUGUGGUCAUGGCCUUUGACUGCUACAUGGAAGUUUGCCGGCCCCUGCACUACACCACCAUCAUGAAUCCUUGGCUCUGCUGGCUGUUGGCUGCUACUGCCUGGCUGGGUGGCUUGGACAACUCUGUGAUCCAGUCAGCGUUCACUCUGCAGCUCCCACUGUGUGGGCACCACAGAGUGGACAGCUUCCUGUGCGAGGUGCCCGCCAUGAUCAGACUGGCCUGUGGAGACACAAGUGUCAUUGAGGCUGUGCUCAACGGUGUGUGCCCUUUCUUCACUCUAGUCCCUCUGAGCAUCAUUCUGGUCUCCUACUGCUGCAUCACUCAGGCGGUGCUGAAGAUCCGCUCAGCAGAGGGAUGGAGAAAGGCCUUGAACACGUGCCUCUCCCACCUGGUGGUGGUGUUCCUCUUCUAUGGCUCAGCUACCUAUGCGUAUCUGCUUCGAGCUAAGAGCAGCAACCAGGGUGAGGGCAAAUUCAUGUCCCUCUUCUACUCUGUGGUCACGCCCAUGGUGAAUCCUCUCAUCUACACUCUAAGGAACAAGGAAGUGAAGGGGGCACUGACAAGGCAGCUGGGGAAGGGAAGAGAAACCAGUUGAGAGAGGAGAAAACUCCCUCCUUAUUUAUUGCCUCUUCAUCUCUGUGCACUUUUUCCUCGUUAUUUCUCUGGCCAGGUGAACAUGAGGAAUAUCAACCCAAGUAGAACCAACAUGUUCCCGACAACC